Molecule: messenger RNA, 2056 nt
Organism: Lobosporangium transversale
Lineage: Eukaryota; Fungi; Mortierellomycota; Mortierellomycetes; Mortierellales; Mortierellaceae
Exons: 9
Coding region: 18-1994 (658 amino acids)
Biological process (GO): retrograde transport, endosome to Golgi; protein targeting to vacuole
Cellular component (GO): endosome
Molecular function (GO): phosphatidylinositol-3-phosphate binding
Source: RefSeq, a predicted model, not a curated record
AAAAAAAAAAAAAAAAAAUGAGCACAUUAGGAGAAAACAGGAAUGGCAUGGCAACAUCGUUCACGGCGCCGACAUUUGACUCUGAUGUCAAUGACCCAUGGACGGCUGCCUCACGUCUAGAAGGAGGCAUGACUCAUGAGGAUUUGAGUACUAUCCUAUCUGGCAUGCCACUUCCAGAAAUAUAUACAACGGCUUUUGAUCUGGCUCAACCAUCAGGAGGAAAGGUCACAGUGUCGGCCGUGAACAAGAUUGUGGGCGUCAGUGGAUUACCUUCUGUAACAGUCGAUAAGAUUAUGAACAUGGUUGUUGCUCCAACUCGGUCUAGGAUCACAAAAGGCGAAUGUAGCGUAGUAUUGGCUUUAGUGGCCAUGGCGCAAAAGAAUAUGGAUUUGACCAUUGAAAACCUGACAGCUCACCGUGGAGAUUUGCCGAUCCCUCACUUGCCUGGAUUAGAAAAUAUCGAUUUUGGCAGUGUCAGUGAUCAUUCACGGAUCUACUCAACCUCAUCCACUACUCCUAAACAUCAUCCUGUUAAUGUUGGGAGUAGCAUAUCAGACCCAUGGCGAAACUCGACUUACAGAGGAAGUGGAUACCCACCACCACCUUCAUACUUAUCAGCACCCCCAUUCCCGACUUUGGAUUCACCAACAUCACCCAGUGCUACUACUGGGAGUAUUGUAGGGCCAAGUAUAGGAUCGGGAUCAGGAGCAACAGGAGGAAGUCAUGGUAUUUUAGGGGCCAGCGAAAGUUUUGAUCCAGAAGCAACACAACGAGAGAUCCAUCACUGGUUCCUGAACCUUGAUGUGAUCCAUAUCAGUUUCGCACCAGAGAAAGAAGGGAUUUUCUUGUUCAAACAUACCAACUAUAUUGUAGAAUCUAAGAAUCGUCAGACAGCUGUCAUUCGGCGGUAUAGUGAUUUUUGGUGGCUGUUGGAGGUUCUGGGCAAGCGAUUCCCAUUCAGAAUCCUGCCGAAUUUGCCGCCGAAGCGUUUAGGAGUGGCGGAUGAAGCAUUUUUGGAAAGGCGUCUGAAGGGACUCACACGAUUUAUGAAUGCACUGAUGAGACAUCCAGUGCUCAGGAAAGAUCCAUUGGUCAUAUCAUUUUUAACAGAACCCGUGGAAUUGGCCCUUUGGAGAAAGAAUGUUGUGAUUUCGACAGAGGAUGAAUUCACGACACAGUUACCUAUACAUCCUAGCCUCGCCAAACAGGUGCCUGCGGAUCUAGAGUUGCAGUUGGAGAAUAUCAAGAGACGGUUACCGGCGGCUAUUGACUAUUAUCGCACUAUGGUCCAUGUUAUCGAUCGUGUCCAGAAACGGACAGAAGCUUCUGCAGCAGAUUAUAUGCGCUUCAGCUCAGCACUCAAUGGUUUAGCAGAAUGUGACAAACAAUGCCAUGUAGAGGACUGUUAUAAUUGUGGACAGUUAAGUCAAGGUUACAGUAAGAUAGGGUCAACUAUCGGUCAGACAUCCAAUGUACUAGACGACCAGGCCAAGACACUUCAACGGGGGAUGGUUGAAGACCUAAAGCGUCAGCGAGAUUUGUUGGUCUCGCUCAAGGAAUUGUUACAGAGAAGAGAACGAUCAAAAGAAGCAGGAACAAUCGAAUCUCUACAGAAACGUAUAGCAGCAAAUGAGGCCAAAUUGAAAGCGUUGCAAGCUCCCAUCAAUCCUACAGCAGUUGCAAAUGGAGAGAGCGCUGGUGAAACAAGAGGACAUGGAGAAUCAGGAGUGAAUGAUGCACAGAUCGAGAGGUUGAAUGCUAAUCUUUACACAGAUCGUGCGGAGCUGGAAAUACAGAACCAAAGGGCUGUGUUGCUACAGCACACAUUGUGGAUGGAGCUCACAUAUUUCCACAAGAACCACGCAUUGAUUGCAACCAUGUAUCAAGCCUUUGUGAAUGAGCAGAUAAAGACUAAUCAGAGUCUGACUGAUACCUGGAAGUCAUUAUCCCCUAUUGUUCACGAUCUUCCCAUGGAAGUUAAUGGUUUCAAUUAAGACUCUCCAUGACAUGGGUAGUAUAACAAAAGUAGCAAAUAAAUAAAGCGAUAAAAAACGAU